GAGCUUCAUUUGUUGGUUGGAUGGCGGUUACCAGAGCUACAUCCCCUCAGCACACCAGUGGCAAGCAAAAGAAGCUCUGGCUGGCAGUAAAUAAAUUAAAAGUGAUCCUUCUCAAUCAGCGCACACUGAAAGAAACAAGAGUGGCAACUGUAGUUCAUCGAUUAUCCUUGAUACCAGUUGGGUAUUGAUCGAUAAAAGACAGGGGUGGCUGCUAACAACCUUGGCACCUGCAUAGGUACCAGCGACGAGGAGAGGAACUUGUAUAGAUUCAUCUGUUUGAAACUUGCUGGUUGAGUCUUUCGGGGACCUCGAGUUGAAUCUUGGAACCACCAUCACAAAACUGACUGCAGCAGUUGUGUGAUUACCGCCAAAACCAGUCCUCCACUUCUGCCCGCAAGUUCGCUGCCUGCUGCUGCUGCUGCUGCUGCUGAGGUAUCCAAGACCCUGGUAGGCAUAGCUAUUGGAUUGUUCUGCAGAACACUUACAUUUAUUUGUGCUGCCAGGAUUGGAUUGGCGGAAGAGCCGCAUCUGGUAGGCCGAUACAAGAGUUGGCACAGUUAAUUGCUGCACUACAAGGAUUGCGCCAAGAUGAAUAUCUCAUCAGCCGAUUCCUCCCUGAUGGUGGAAGACAUGAAGCCAACGAGGCGGGGUUCUUUGCCAUUCAAGAAGAGGAGAUUUCCAAGCCUGGAGCUGCUCGCUGCAGGGGUAUCAAGCGAUCAUGUCAUUAUCCAUAAGCCAUAUGCUACCCCAAUGCCCGAAGAUAACCAAGAUGAAUCCGGCAGUGCAGAGCAUAUUGCUGCACUGUCUCUGUUGGCUGCAGCCGCAUCAUCAGAUGCCCAUGGAGAGACGCUCAAGCUGUCCAGCCGACAAGAAGAUUGGCAGUACGGGGAGGAGGCCAAUAAGCAGCACGGGUUUGCAUUGGCGGAUACAAAAUCAAUCGAGGGCAAUGAUGACAUCACAUUGAGCAGUGCGUUGAUGGCCGCUGCUGCAGAUCUACAGAGUCUCCAUCAACAGAAAUCGUUUCUUGCAGCUGAUGUUUCCACCAUCAAGUCCAGCAAAGCGCCACUUCUGAGCCCUCUCCCCGGUGGUUGCCAUGGGCGCACGUCUCGUAAUUUCUCCUACUGUCGUCGGCAUCCCUGCUAUAAUGGAAGCAAGUACUGCAAGCUGCAUUAUCAACACAACAUUGCAGCUGGAGUGGCAACGGAGAAGGAGCUGUCAAGCGGCAUGAUUGUGGAGCUACCCGACAUCAUCACGGAUGGAGACGCAACAAACGCAGAAGGGGCAACAACCUCUGGAUCUCAAUUGAUCCAUCAGCAUCAAGACAAACGAUACACAGGCUGUGACGCUGAGAUUCGCUGCAAAGCAACGACCACUCGUGGCCGUGAAUGUGCCUACUGCGCGGUCAAAGGAACCAAGUAUUGCUACUUGCAUGCGGAUUACGACACCAACCCACCCCCUCGACGUGGCGGUGCAGGGCUGAACACUGCCGCAAACAGCAAAGCCAAGGAAGGGUCAGGAGGAAAGCCUGGUGGACUCGUGGAAGCUGCUGCCAAACCAGCAAAAGGGAAAGCAGAAGGUUCGAAACGAAAAAACAGGCACUCUUUGAAGAAGGAAAGGAACAUGGCAGAUGCGCCAUACCCGCUGCUCAGCACGAUUGGCACGGACAAGUGGCUGCACAGGAAGGUGAUUGUCUCCACUGGUCCGCUCACAAACCAUGUUGGUCUUGUUGAAAAGUGGAGGAAUGGCUGGGUAUCUGUGAGACUCCCCGGCGUGGGACUGCACAAUCGCCGUUCGUUUGAGCUCUACUUGCACCCCAACUCAGACGAUGCCAAGUCCGCUGAAAAUGGCGCUGAGAAGGCACUCGAUGUCGUAGAAGUGUUUGAUGCUGCGUCGUCCGAUGGAAAGUCGUCGGUGGUGGAUGGAGAGGAGGGACUGGACAGGGCUGAUUCAACCAGCACCCCGCCUACCCCAAUGCUACCUGAAAAGCCUGUCAUGUCAUUCGACCAAGUUCACGAAGUCACUCCGUUGGUAUCUUGUCGAGUAAUCGGGAUCGACCAGAAGGGGGGAAAGGGCAGUCGAAAGAUGAGCAGUAUCAUGUUCCCCACCUGUAUGAGCUCCUCCGCGCCUGAUACAGUCCCCGAGUCUCCCGUGCCUAUUCAGCACCAACCCACAGGGUUCCCAUUUGAGCGCGAUGGUCGCGAUGCUGGAACCCGUCUGGAGAAGUCGCAGAACGAAUCAGACGCACUGGAGAGCAAGCUGAAGCCUCCUAUCAAGCCUACAGUGUCUGAAGAUGGGGAUGUCCCCUUGAUGCAAAGCCUUCUACUGGCGCAGCAAGACCGACAAACGAAACACAAACUUGGGCUACUCUUUGGCACAGCGGCAAUUGAAAGGAGUCGUCGCAGUAUUCACAAGCCAGUCCGAUAUGAAGACAAAGAACUGAUGGGGAAGAAAUCGAGGAAGCGAGAUCGAGAUUCCUCGGGCGACAACACUGAAGGACACUCAAAGAGGGUUCGUUCAGAAGCGUCACAGAAAGCAAUUGGCAAUUCAUCGUCUGUGAUCAGCUCAAGCGACGAGGAGUCUUUUGAAGCUCCUGCCGGCUUGGUUUCGGUUUGAUUCUGUUCUGCUUGCUGCAUCCUCUGCUCUUUCGGUACUAUUCAUGCCGAAUAGAUUUUUAUAUCUUGCACAACCUGACGUUAUGUUACUUACUCGUCUGGACGAUAUCAUUCAGUGCUUGCUUGCAAUGUCUGCUUUGCUCGAGACGAACGCGGUGGGAGGGAAAACGCGUUGAUGGGCAAAGUGGAUGAUGAAACGGGUUUCAUCUUUCUAACCAGCAAGCUUUUUAUUGGAUAUCUGUGUAAAGUCUCUACACAUUUCUUGGGUAAUCUAAUUUCAUUCUAUAAACAUCUUUAACAAAGAUUGGUUGCAUC
Molecule: messenger RNA, 2927 nt
Organism: Seminavis robusta
Lineage: Eukaryota; Bacillariophyta; Bacillariophyceae; Naviculales; Naviculaceae
Source: the annotation of a GenBank genome assembly